UGGGCACAAAAGACGGUACAAUCGGCCCUGGCUUCGGACGGCCGGAAGGCGAUGGUGAUGACCGUCUCAUGCACAUGCUCAACGAGGCAUCAUACUCCACCAAGACACCUGGACAGCAGAACAACGACGAUUCCAGAAGUAAUGAGGACUCCAGCUCACCUCGGACACAGUGCCCUUCGCCAUUCUCUAAUAAGGAUUCGAGUCAAAACAAAAGACUGAAAAAAUACGAGAACGAUGACAUUCCUCAGGAGAAGGUGGCGCGGAUCUACCAGGAGGAGCUGGCCAAGAUCAUGACCAGGCGAGUGGAGGACGUCCGCCACAGUCGCGAGGGGUUCCCAGGCGGCGGCAUGCCACCGCACAUAGAGCGGCCGCCCGAGGACAUCCGCAUGGCAUUAGAAGCCUACCACAGAGAGCUGGCCAAAAUCCAGCCCGGUGCCAACAUUCCCAACCUCCACAACUUGCCAACGAUGCCUCCGUUCCCUAACCUCCUCGCCCUGCAGCAGCAGGUCAUGCAGCAAGCUCAAAAUCACCACAUGAACGGCUCUGGUGCAGUACAGGACCUCUCUCUACCUAAGGACAAAAAUGCCAAAAUUAAUGGAAUGACUGAUAGUGAUAAGGAUAGGCCAUUAGAUGCUGAAGAGGCUAUAAGACAUGCGGGAAGUGCAUUCUCAUUAGUCAGGCCGAAGUUGGAGCCUGGACAACAAUCCACAGGGUCAUCUGCGUCCAGCCCGCUCGGAAACGCCAUACUUCCGCCUGCGAUUACCCCCAACGAGGACUUCAGUAGCUCAGCUGCAGCGAGCCCUCUGCAACGGAUGGCAUCCAUCACAAAUAGUCUUAUUUCACAGCCAACGAAUCCUACUCAUCACGCACCGCCACAGCGCUCCAUGAAAGCAGUUCUUCCACCAAUCACUCAGCAACAAUUCGAUCUCUUUAAUAAUUUAAACACAGAAGACAUUGUAAGGAGAGUGAAGGAAGCUCUUAGUCAAUACUCCAUCAGCCAAAGACUGUUCGGCGAAUCGGUGUUAGGUCUAUCUCAAGGGUCCGUCAGUGAUCUGUUGGCGAGGCCAAAGCCGUGGCAUAUGCUCACACAGAAGGGCCGGGAACCGUUCAUUCGCAUGAAGAUGUUCUUGGAAGAUGACAAUGCUGUCCAUAAAUUAGUCGCGUCACAAUACAAAAUUGCGCCUGAGAAGCUCAUGAGGACUGGCAACUAUAGCGGAGCACCUCCAUGUCCGCCCAACAUGAACAAGCCGAUGCCUCCUACGCAAAAGAUGCUCUCCGAUGCGACCUCUUUACUUAGCAAAAUGCAACAAGAACAGCUUCUGGGGCCUGGGGCUCAUCUGGGCCAUUUGGGCCAGCCGACUCCUCUACUCCUAACGCCCCCUGGUUUCCCUCCACACCACGCUGUAACGAUACCGCCGCAGCACCACGACAACAACAACAAGGAGAGAAAACCACCACCUCCACCUCAGCCGCACCACCAACCACCAAUAAUGCGCAAUCUUCCUCAGCAUAUAUCUCCCAGUGUAUACGAAAUGGCAGCUCUAACGCAAGAUUUAGAUACGCAAACGAUAACUACAAAAAUCAAGGAGGCAUUGCUUGCAAAUAACAUCGGACAGAAGAUUUUCGGCGAAGCUGUACUAGGUUUAUCACAAGGGUCGGUCAGUGAACUGCUGUCCAAGCCGAAACCUUGGCACAUGCUCAGUAUUAAAGGUCGGGAGCCUUUCAUCAGAAUGCAACUAUGGCUCAGCGACGCCCAUAAUAUAGAUCGUUUACAAGCCUUGAAGAAUGAGAGAAGAGAAGCUAAUAAACGACGACGGUCGAGCGGUCCUGGACAGGAUAACUCCUCCGACACGUCCUCUAACGACACAUCCGAAUUUUACCACUCCAGUUCGCCGGGACCAACAUCAGGCGUGCCUUCAGCGAAGAAACAACGCGUUCUAUUUUCAGAGGAACAGAAGGAAGCCCUAAGAUUAGCUUUCGCUCUAGAUCCUUACCCGAACAUGCCUACGAUAGAAUUCUUAGCUGCAGAACUCGGUUUAUCCACAAGAACAAUAACGAAUUGGUUCCACAACCAUCGCAUGCGGCUGAAGCAGCAAGCUCCCCAUGGACUGCCCGCGGAGCCUCCAGCUCGCGACCAAUCUUCUGCGCCAUUCGAGCCAGUACAAUUCAGACUAUUGCUCAAUCAGCGACUGCUCGAACUCCAGAAAGAGAGGAUGGGUCUCGCCGGAGUACCUUUGCCGUAUCCGCCAUAUUUCGCGGCGAAUACUAAUCUCGCAGCUCUGAUCAGUCGGGGCCUCGUCCCGCCCGACGACCAAGUGAAGGACCAAAGCGGAGGCCUCGACCUAUCGAUGCCGCUGAAACGGGAACCGGACGGCGACGACUUCGAGGACGACGACGUCGAGAGCAACCUCGGCUCGGACGACUCGCUCGACGACGGGGAAUCUAAGACUGAACCGAAGGCGACGUCCACGCCGGCCGCCCGCUCGAGCCGGCGGAAACCGGCCGCGCCGCAGUGGGUGAACCCCGACUGGCAGGACGAGAAGCCGCGGAACCCCGACGAGGUGAUCAUCAACGGCGUGUGCGUGAUGAGGAGCGACGACUUCAGAAGGGAGACCGAGGAGACCGUGCGGGUGGAGCCGGCGCCCGUCGCGCGGGACUCGUCGCCGGCGGCCUCCCCGCCCCCGCGCACCCCGCACACCCCUCACACGCCCCACACGCCGCACACCCCGCACACCCCUCACACCCCUCACACGCCGCACACGCCACGGCCGCCCCACACGCCGCCCGAAGACGUCCUCCCGGAGGACAAAAUCAAAACAGAAAAUGACGACGACAGGUGGGAAUAUUAGACUUUAAUGUGAUUUGGACGUUGUAGUGUGUUCGAGACGGGUCGUAGCGGGUGCACCAUAUCACGUGGAACGUUAUUUAUUAUUAGUUAGGUCUGCGAGCCCAUCGAAUGGGCCGGCGUGUCGACUGUACCCCGUGUAGAGAAUGUUCAGUGCAAAUACUAAAGUGUAGUUAUAUGUGUUUUGUUAUAUUUCGAUUGUAAGGCCAAAGACUUUGUACAUAGACCUUAUUGUUCUCGUAAUAUGCCAGGCAUACGUCCUUACGUAGGACGAGAAAACCUUACGAUACAAAAAUAUGCAUUUUGCUUUAAUUUUUUUUUUAUUAUUCUAAUCGUAGUGGACGUACCACGUGGUCGGGUACAAAUGUCUAAGUAUUGUUAAGUUACGGCUUACUUUAUAAAUUAGAUUAUUGUAAAUAAACAUACCAAAUACGUGAGUGAUGUCGCGAGGCAGGCGCUGUAUACAAAUAGGUUAGAGCGCGGCUAGCCGUAAGACGUCGCCCAUAACUUAUAUAUAGUGAUGUUCAUUUAAUUGUUAAUGAAAUUUUAAAGUGCAAUCUGAUGUAAAUUUUAGGUAUGAUACUGAGCCCAGUUGAAAAGUAUUAUUAUGUUUAUAUGAACCGUAGAGGUUUUAAAUAUUAUUAUAAUUGGAUUAUAUAAGUUGUACAAUUAAAUUAUUAAUGUUUAUUUUAUACUACUGUAUGUUUUUUAUGUGUAUAUUAUAGUGUCGCUCAUUAGACACCGCUCAAUGCUCGCCACCAUCAAACAUUACGUACUCCGUUAAAUUAAAAAUAUUUUUAUCUCAUUUUAUUUCUUUUUUUAUAUAUUUCUAUAGAACGUACAAAUUUAGAAGCAAAUGCGAGACGUCUACGAUUAAGCAAAUAUUGUAUUGCUUAGUUAUAAUUUUAUUUUAUUUUAGCAAUAAAUUUGCUUUUAAUCUAUUUUCAGUUUUUUUCUUUUUAUCAUUUCUUAUCGUUUCACCUUUAUAAUUCCCAGUUUUUAGUGGUAUUAAGUGACAAUGUAUAUUAAAAGGAACCGUACUCCUUGCAUCACCGUGUAUAUAGUUACAUUCAGUUGUUAGUGUAUAUAAUAAUGAAAUUGCCACAUCUAGCAAUUAAUAUAGUUAAGUAGUUAAAUAGGCCCAAAAUUCGAAUUCUUACAAGGGUAAAACAUUAUUCAGAAUUAUCGUCAUUCUAAAUUGUAUCAGAAACAAUGUAAACGAAAUUAAACUAUCGUAAAUAGGUUUAGGCGUAACUUUUUCAAGAGGCACUAAA
Molecule: messenger RNA, 4119 nt
Organism: Achroia grisella
Lineage: Eukaryota; Metazoa; Arthropoda; Insecta; Lepidoptera; Pyralidae
Gene: cut
Product: homeobox protein cut-like
Exons: 4
Biological process (GO): regulation of DNA-templated transcription
Molecular function (GO): DNA-binding transcription factor activity, RNA polymerase II-specific; DNA binding
Source: RefSeq, a predicted model, not a curated record